CCGCCGCGGCCGGCGCACGCCGCAGCGGAGGGAAGAUGGUGGGCCGGAACAGCGCCAUCGCGGCGGGCGUGUGCGGCGCCCUCUUCAUCGGCUACUGCAUCUACUUCGACCGCAAGAGGCGGAGUGACCCCAACUUCAAGAACAGGCUUCGAGAACGAAGAAAGAAACAGAAGCUUGCCAAGGAGAGAGCUGGGCUUUCCAAGUUACCUGACCUUAAAGAUGCUGAGGCUGUUCAGAAGUUCUUCCUUGAAGAAAUUCAGCUGGGCGAGGAACUGCUUGCUCAAGGUGAAUAUGAGAAGGGUGUGGAUCACCUGACAAAUGCGAUUGCUGUGUGUGGACAGCCACAGCAGCUACUGCAGGUGUUACAGCAGACUCUACCACCUCCGGUGUUCCAGAUGCUUCUUACCAAGCUUCCAACCAUUAGUCAGAGAAUCGUAAGUGCUCAGAGCUUGGCCGAAGAUGAUGUGGAAUGAGACAGAUAACAACAUCAUAAAAUAUCAAUUAAAAUUAUUUUAAAACUUCCUAACUUGAAAGCUGAGUAGCUGUGGGGGGAUAAAGGCAUGAAUGCGUGUUAUGGACUGUCUACACUGAAACCUGCCAACCUGAAUGCUGACGUUGUGUAGAGCCAUUUGUCUGUUGUAUUUAUUUUUCCCAGUGAAAAGUGUUUUGAUGGAGCUUUUCAUUUUAUAAAUACACUGUGAGUUACCAAAAUAA
Molecule: messenger RNA, 714 nt
Organism: Jaculus jaculus (lesser Egyptian jerboa)
Lineage: Eukaryota; Metazoa; Chordata; Mammalia; Rodentia; Dipodidae
Gene: Tomm20
Product: translocase of outer mitochondrial membrane 20
Exons: 5
Coding region: 36-473 (145 amino acids)
Biological process (GO): tRNA import into mitochondrion; protein targeting; protein import into mitochondrial matrix
Cellular component (GO): mitochondrial outer membrane translocase complex; mitochondrial outer membrane
Molecular function (GO): transmembrane protein transporter activity
Source: RefSeq, a predicted model, not a curated record